AAGAAGCAGCAGCAGCACCAAAAGUCGGAUUUUUCUACUCGUAUCUCUCUGCUAUCCAUUUUCUUCUCCAUUAAAAUCGGAUUUUAGGUAAAGAAGCUUCUUAUUCUUCUCCUUUCUCUUCGAUUUUCUGUUCUGCUGCUGUAGAGAGAGAGAGAGAGAGAGAGAGAGAGAGAGAGAGAGAGAGAGAGAUGGGUGUUAGCAUAAACCCUUGUGAAACCUUUUCGAGUCGACUCACCGCAGCGAAAUCAUCCUCAAAACCCAAAGCCAAUGCCUUGAUUCGGCCAAAGCCACGGUCUUUACUCACUGCAACCACAGCCAGUCAGAAAGACGCUCUCUUUACAACCCUUCGGUCUCUUCGUACUCCUUUCGUCUGUCGCCGUUCUGUUAAUCGCCCUGCUCUUGUCCGUUGCGACCAUGGACGGAGCGGGGCUGAUUUUGACAAGGCACCUGGCAACGGGUCGUUGAAGGGCAAGAGGACUGAUCUGAAAAAGAUCAUGAUUCUUGGUGCGGGGCCCAUUGUCAUUGGCCAGGCCUGUGAGUUCGACUACUCAGGGACCCAGGCAUGCAAGGCUCUCAAAGAAGAGGGCUAUGAAGUCGUUCUGAUCAACUCCAACCCCGCCACCAUCAUGACCGACCCGGACUUGGCCCACCAGACCUACAUCGCCCCGAUGACCCCGGAGCUUGUCGAGCAGGUCCUUGAGAAGGAACGGCCGGACGCCCUCCUUCCCACCAUGGGAGGCCAGACCGCUCUUAACCUUGCGGUUGCACUGGCGGAGAGUGGAGCUCUGGAGAGGUACGGUGUUGAGCUGAUUGGGGCAAAGCUCAAUGCCAUCAGGAAAGCAGAGGACCGUGAUCUUUUCAAGCAGGCAAUGCAGAAUAUUGGGAUCAAGACGCCACCUUCCGGGAUUGGGACUACCAUGGAAGAGUGUCUCAAGAUUGCAAAUUCUAUCGGAGACUUCCCCUUAAUCAUACGACCUGCUUUUACAUUGGGUGGUACCGGAGGUGGGAUUGCUUAUAAUAGGGAGGAGUUCGAGUCAAUCUGUAAAUCGGGUCUCGCCGCUAGCUUGACUUCGCAGGUUUUGGUGGAGAAGUCCCUUUUGGGAUGGAAAGAGUAUGAGCUUGAGGUAAUGAGAGAUUUGGCAGACAAUGUUGUGAUUAUAUGUUCCAUUGAGAACAUUGACCCAAUGGGGGUCCACACGGGAGAUUCGAUCACAGUGGCUCCUGCUCAAACUCUGACGGACAAAGAGUAUCAGCGGCUUAGGGAUUAUUCAAUCGCGAUCAUAAGGGAAAUUGGAGUUGAAUGUGGAGGUUCGAAUGUUCAGUUCGCAGUCAACCCAGAAGAUGGAGAGGUCAUGGUGAUAGAGAUGAAUCCUAGAGUGUCUCGGUCAUCAGCAUUGGCAUCUAAGGCAACUGGUUUCCCUAUAGCUAAGAUGGCUGCGAAGUUAUCGGUCGGGUAUACGCUGGAUCAGAUCCCGAACGACAUCACAAAGAAGACGCCAGCUAGUUUUGAGCCGUCUAUCGAUUAUGUUGUGACAAAGAUUCCUCGAUUUGCAUUUGAGAAAUUCCCUGGUUCACAACCAAUAUUAACUACCCAGAUGAAGUCAGUGGGUGAGGCAAUGGCAUUGGGCCGAACAUUCCAAGAAUCCUUCCAAAAAGCACUUCGGUCAUUGGAAUGCGGCUUCUCUGGCUGGGGUUGUGCGCAGAUCAAGGAACUAGGCUGGGACUGGGAUCAGUUGAAAUACAGCCUUCGAGUCCCAAAUCCGGACCGCAUCAAUGCAGUAUAUGCUGUGAUGAAGAAAGGCAUGAAGGUGGAUGAGAUCCACGAACUGAGUUUCAUUGACAAAUGGUUUCUUUCUCAGCUAAAAGAGCUGGUGGAGGUUGAACAGUUUCUCUUGGCUCGGAGCUUGUCCCAACUGACAAAGGACGAUUUUUAUGAAGUAAAGAAGAGAGGCUUCAGUGAUAAGCAGAUUGCUUUUGCAACUUCAUCCACUGAGGGUGAAGUGCGUUUGAAGCGCUUGUCACUAGGUGUAGUUCCGGCAUUUAAGAGGGUUGAUACUUGUGCUGCUGAGUUCGAAGCAAACACUCCAUACAUGUACUCAUCGUAUGAUUAUGAAUGUGAAUCAGCUCCUUCUCAAAGUGAAAAGGUGUUAAUUUUGGGUGGCGGACCAAACCGAAUCGGUCAGGGUAUCGAGUUUGAUUACUGCUGCUGCCAUGCCUCAUUCGCUCUUCGGGAGGCUGGAUAUGAAACAAUCAUGAUGAACUCAAACCCGGAGACAGUUUCAACGGAUUAUGACACGAGCGAUCGUCUAUACUUCGAACCUCUUACGGUCGAGGAUGUCUUGAAUAUCAUUGACUUAGAGCGACCAUCUGGAAUAAUCAUACAGUUUGGAGGACAAACACCUCUCAAGCUGGCACUACCCAUACAGCAGUACUUGGAUGAGCAUAAACCCGUCUGCUCAGGUGGAACCGGGCACGUACGAAUAUUGGGAACAUCGCCUGAUUCAAUCGAUGCUGCUGAGGACAGAGAGAGGUUUAACGCGAUCCUGAAGGAGCUGGGGAUUGAACAGCCAAAAGGAGGAAUAGCCAAGAGUGAAGCUGAUGCCCUAUCCAUUGCUGCAGACAUAGGCUACCCAGUCGUUGUCCGGCCUUCGUAUGUGUUAGGCGGGCGGGCUAUGGAGAUUGUUUACAGUGACGACAAACUCAUUACCUAUCUUGAAAAUGCUGUUGAAGUUGACCCGGAACGUCCCGUCUUGGUUGAUAAGUAUCUAUCUGACGCUUGUGAGAUUGAUGUCGAUGCUCUUGCAGACUCAGACGGGAAUGUGGUCAUCGGCGGGAUCAUGGAACACAUUGAGCAGGCCGGUGUUCAUUCGGGUGACUCAGCCUGCUUGCUUCCAACAAAGACCAUUGCGGCCACCUGCUUGGAAACGAUCCGUUCAUGGACUACAAAGCUGGCAAAACGACUCAGCGUGUGUGGGCUAAUGAAUUGCCAGUACGCAAUCACGGCAUCUGGGGGUGUCUUCCUGCUUGAGGCGAACCCCCGUGCAUCUCGUACUGUGCCAUUUGUGUCGAAAGCGAUUGGGCACCCGUUGGCCAAGUAUGCCUCACUUGUCAUGUCGGGGAGAUCCCUUUCUGACAUUCAGUUCACGAGGGAGGUUAUCCCGGAGCAUGUGUCAGUCAAAGAGGCUGUGCUCCCAUUCGAGAAGUUCCAGGGCUGCGAUAUCAUGCUGGGGCCAGAGAUGCGCAGCACUGGUGAGGUCAUGGGGAUAGACUUUGAGUUCCCGGUUGCGUUUGCCAAGGCGCAGAUCGCAGCAGGCCAGAAACUUCCAGUCUCCGGUACCGUGUUCCUCAGUCUGAAUGACCUGACAAAAUCACAACUCCCCGUCAUAGCGAGGGCCUUUUUGGAUCUUGGCUUCAGGAUCAUAUCAACGUCAGGGACAGCAAAAAUGCUGCAGUUGGAGGGUAUCCCAGUGGAGCGGGUUCUUAAAAUGCACGAGGGACGGCCCCAUGCUGGGGACAUGAUUGCCAACGGCCAGAUCCAGCUGAUGGUAAUUACAAGCUCAGAUGACUCGCUUGAUCAGAUAGAUGGCCGGCAGCUGAGGAGAAUGGCACUCGCAUACAAGGUCCCAAUCAUAACGACUGUUGCCGGAGCAUUGGCAAGUGCAGAAGCUAUAAAGAGCAUGAAGUGCAGCCCUGUAAAAAUGAUAGCUUUGCAGGAUUUCUUCAAUGUUGUACCAAAGGCAGGAGAUCAACAAAGCUUGCAGCACGCAUCGUCUUCGGCCUUUUGAUUUCCUCUCCCAUGCCUUGCAUGAGUGUGAUGCUAGUAAUCUCCUUUUUCCUGUUUUAGCAUGGUAUUUUAUUUUAAUUAAUUUUGCCCAUCUUGCAGCUGUGUUGAACUCUCUAGGCAGAUUGCUUUUUCUUCUUUCUUUACUUUUUCCUUCUUUGUUUUUCUGAUUUACGCCAUUUUGCUUAAAAUAUGAGAAUUUCGAGCGUCGUUUUCUUCUAUAUUUUCAAGCUCAUUACAGAAAUGUUCCAAGUUCUAGAAUUGUCAUCAAUGCCUAUGAAUAGAAAAUGUUAGUGCAAAAUGCCAUCCCUUUUCUAUUAACUAUCA
Magnolia sinica is the source of this 4108-nucleotide messenger RNA. RefSeq names its product carbamoyl-phosphate synthase large chain, chloroplastic. Gene Ontology annotation, cellular component: cytoplasm. Gene Ontology annotation, biological process: L-glutamine metabolic process. NCBI's taxonomy places the organism in Eukaryota, Viridiplantae, Streptophyta, Magnoliopsida, Magnoliales, Magnoliaceae. The transcript has 3 exons. Gene Ontology annotation, molecular function: ATP binding; metal ion binding. Bases 189 to 3785 code for a protein of 1198 amino acids. The record is from RefSeq and is a predicted model, not a curated record.